Messenger RNA from Coffea arabica (coffee), 2304 nucleotides. Lineage: Eukaryota; Viridiplantae; Streptophyta; Magnoliopsida; Gentianales; Rubiaceae. The record is from RefSeq and is a predicted model, not a curated record.
AUGAAUUUCUGGUACUCUAUUCCCUUUCAUGACCUUGAUGUUGGUGUGGUUAGCAUCAAUGAUGAUGUGGACAUCGAAUUAUUGAUAACAUGUUAUGAGGGGCUUAAAGAAAUGCACAUAUAUGCUGAGAGGGGGUCUGAUCCCAUUGAAGUUGUGUCCCCGGAAGGAAAAUUACUGUACAAGAGAGUGACUGGUGAUGGCAUACUUGCACUUCCAUAUCAUGAUGCCUGGCAGGCUGAGAUUAGUUCGUCCUCAACUGUUAAAGGCAAGGAUGACAUGGUCAAGGAAGUAAUUGGGAGUGGGGACAAUAAUGACAUUCCAGACAUUAACAACAAAGCAAAGGACGUCUGCGAAGAAAAGUCAUCACAAAUGGAGUCAAAUCCAGCUGUUAUGGGACCACAUAAAGAGAAGAUACAUGAUGCUGGUGACAAGUCCAAGAGAAAGAAGGAACAGGAUUGGAAUGAGGCAGUAGAUGAUGAUGAAAACCUGUUUGACAGAGGAAUAGGUCCUAAUGAUGAAAGCACCCCUGUCUACAACUACUUCAAUGCGGAUGAAGAGUUUAGAAAAGAGCACUUUGAAUUAAAGGUUGGCCAGAAAUUUAGCAACUUUCAUAAGUUUAGAGAGGUUUUAGUGGAAUGGGGUAUUAGGGAGGGAUAUGAGCACAAGUACAUCAGAAAUGAGGGGUCUCGAAUCACAGCUAAAUGUGCAAAGGGGUGUAGUUGGAGGAUUCAUGCAAGCAGAAUCCAGAGAUCAAAGACAUUUAUGAUCAAGACUCUUAAGGGAGAUCACCAUUGUGGCAGGGAUUACAGCAAUCGACAUGCCACCUCAACAUAUCUGAGUCAUAAAUUUCAAGCCAAAGUGAGAGAUGAUCCUGGGUGUAGUAUUCCUGGCAUGGUGAAUGAGACAAGAAGAUUGUUCAUGCUAGACAUUAGUCAAAAAAAAGCUGCCAGGACAAAGCAAAAAGCAUUAGAGGCACUCAGGGGCAAUGACAUGGAGCAAUACCACAGACUUUGGGAUUAUGUAGCUACUGUAAAAAAUUCCAAUCCUGAUAGUCAUAUUUCAUUGCAAAUUGAUAAGCGAAAUAUUGAGGAAAGGGCUACAUUUCAGAGGAUAUAUUAUGGUUUAGGUGCAUUGAAAAAUGGUUUCCUACAAGGAUGUAGACUUAUCAUAGGUCUAGAUGGCUGCUUCCUCAAGAGUCCCUUUGGAGGUCAGCUGCUUACAGCCUUGGGUAGGGAUGCCAAUGAAAAUAUGUUCCCUAUUUCCUUUGCUGUUGUUGAGGUUGAGAAUUACAACAGUUGGGGUUGGUUUUUGCGGGAAUUAAUCAGCCAAAUUGGAAGAGGAAACAAAGGAGUGGCUUACACUUUCAUCUCAGAUAGGCAAAAGGGUCUUGUCCAUGCAAUUGAAGAAUUAUUUCCUGAAUCAGAGCACAGAUUCUAUUUGAAACAUAUGUUCGAGAACUUCAAACAAAGAUUCAAGGAUCAAAACCUUAGAGAUCUGUUUUGGGAGGUAGCUGCAGCAGCAAGCAUGCCGGAGCAUGAAACUGCCCUUUCAAAUCUUGAGAGGGCUAACCCACAGGAAGGUGACAAGCUAACAGCUGCGGGAUGGUUCAAACAGUUGCCUCCAAAAUUAUGGUCUAGAGCUCAUUUUAGUACAGCUUGUAGGAGUGACACUUGCAUUAACAACAUGAGUGAGUCAUGGAAUAAUUACAUUCUAAAAGCUAGAGGAGAGCCAAUAAUAACAAUGCUGGAGUGGAUUCGGAGGAGAUUAAUGCAAAUGUUGGUAACCAAACGAGAAGGCAUGCUGAAACAUGGUGGAACUUUAUGUCCAAACAUUUAUGAGAAAUUGGAGAAACUUAAGAUAAAGGCAAGAAAUUGUGUUGCGGUUUACGGAGGAAAUGGAAAUUUGAAAGUUGAUGGCUAUGGAAGGACAAAUGUUGUCAAUUUGGAGUUGAAAACUUGUACCUGUGGUCAUUUUCAGCUUAGUGGCAUUCCUUGCGUGCAUGCGGUUGCCUGCAUUCAGAGCAGAAAGCUGAAAUUCGAGGAAUAUGUUGAUGCUUGUUACCAUAGGGAAGCAUAUUUAAGGGCCUACAACUUCACAAUUGGUCCCGUUCCUUCGAAGCAGUUCUGGGCACCUAAAGUUGGUCAAACAGCUUCAAAUGCAACAUCCGUAGCUUCUGCUGCUCAGAAACAACGCCGAUUUUGGUACCUUAGGUCUCUCGAUCCACCGCCAAAAUUUUGGGAGUUUGACAAUUUUGGGUUCUUCCUUGAAAUGAUAGCUGAUUUAGCCCCUCCAAAGCUUUUCUAG